ACCUGCCCUGGUGACGAGGCCAGACCCCCUGCCCCGUCGGCGCACAGAUCCCCGGAGGUGGACCACGGUUGGACGGGAGGGAAAGGCUGGAACACAGCCGGUGCUACAGUCCCUUCCCAUCCCGUCCAACCCUGUGUGGUUCAGCAGUCCUAUGUUGGAUGCCAUGGAGGAGUUCGCUCCUUCCUCUGACUCCGACUGCACUGCUGUCCCACCACCUGGCCAGGCUUCUCCUGGGAGGUGUCGUCGGAGACCUGUGGCCGUCAAGCGCGCCGGACGGAGGGAGUUCACUCCUUCCUCUGAGUCCGACUGCAUUGCUGUCCCACCACCUGGCCAGGCUUCUCCUGGGAUGCGUCGUCGGAGACCUGUGGCCGUCAGGCGCGCCGGACGGAGGGAGCAGGUUGGUGUCACCGUUUUUCCCUUACAUUUUCAGUUGCCUGCGGUCUGUGGGGAGCCAACGGUCAUCAGGGAGGAGCCUGCUGUCCAGGAGGAAACCCAGGUGCCGCUGCAGGUCUCCACAGAUAAGGUUGCUUCUUUUCCUCUACCUAGUGAUAGUGGUACUGUUAGUGUUAGUGAACCUCAGUCCGUCUGUGGUCGUGUGGCAAUGGUCGCGAGGGAUUGUCGGGGAAUUAGGUUAACUAAGGUUGUGCGCGGAUCUUUUCACCAGGGGGAGAGCAGGUUUAGUUACGGAGGGAUGCAGUGCAUGGCCAUUGCUGCAAGUAGUAUAGCUAAGCAUGUGGUGAAAAGCGUGUUUUCGUGGGAGACACAGGAGCUCGAUCGCAUUCUGUAUUCCGGCGAUGACUUUUACAGUCGUUUGCGUAACCUGGGUAUUUUUAGCCAUCCGUCGCAUUUUUUGUCCGUGCCGGAUCUACCUAGUAAUGUACUUAUUGACGAGCAGUUGUUUAGUUUUCAUUUUAGUCAACACCCAGCAUCUGGUGCUCUGGGUGUUGAGCAGGAAAACGGUCCUUUUGUGACUCUGCGUAAUGGAUUAGAGGGAAUUUUCAGUCAGUACAGCAUGUGUCUGCUGACACUGGUAACGUCUACAUCUGCCAUCAUCUGUGAGGAUGGACAGUUCGCUGUGGUCGACAGUCACUCACGUAGUAGCUGUGGCCUGGUCGAUCACAACGGUACCAGUGUAAUACUGCACUUCUCCUGUUUAGAUGACCUGCAUCACUACAUCUGUUGUUUAGCUGACGCUCUCAGUCCAGGGCUGAAGCCUUUUGAGCUGUGUGGCGUUAGGGUUAGUGUAGGUGCAAGUCCAGCAUUGUCUGGAGCUUCUGUAGAGAGUUGCAUCUUUGAGAUGAACACUACUGCAGCACCUGAGCUUACUGACAUCAAAGAUGUUUGUGCCACCACCUCCUUGUUUGAGAGUGAUGCUGGUCCAGCUGUGAGCCACGCACAAUCCGGUGUUUCUGUGGAGAGUGGCUUCAUAGAGAUGAGCACUGCUUCGGCACCAGGAUUUAGUGACCUUGCAAAAAAUUCUGCAGCCCCAUCUGUGUGUCACAGUGGGAAUGGUGUUGAAGCGAGCCCAGCACUGUCUGGCGCUUCGGUUCUCACUUUUUUAAGUGAAGUUAGCAGUGGCUCAACAGCAGAAUUUGUUGCCUCUGAUGGCAAAAAGCGUAAGAUUUUUUCCCGUGAACGCAUGUCUAAACAAUCCAAGCGUUUUGACAGCAAUAUAGACAACUCUGAUGUAGUGUUUAUCACUGCAUCAGAGAGUGGGAAACUGUUUUUCCGUCCCCUCGGUGAAGACGUUUGUAGGGCUUUGUGUAGUCAAUUAAAAGUACAUUUUGUGAAAGUCGGUGGUCUGGUGCAUAGAGAGGUGGGCUACUUAGGUGUUCCCUGCCUUAGCGAGAAAAUAGUUCCGGAUGGGAACUGCUUUUUCAGAGCUGUUUCUCAGGCUGUCAGUGGUUCACAAAAGAACCAUCGUAAGAUUAGACUGGCAGCCUGUCGAGAGCUAGAAAAGAAUGAGGCUAGGUAUCGGGGUCUUUUGAGGAGCGAGAUGUCUCUUUUACAGUACAUCAAGCAGUCCAGGAUGAAGUGUGUCAACACUUGGGCCACAGAGGUUGAAAUCCAGGCCACUGCAGAUUAUUUAGGCAUUGACAUUUUUACUUUUCAUGAUGGUCGUUGGCUAAAGUAUCGUUGCAGCAGUAAGUGUUUGUCAGCGGACUGCAUUUACUUGGAAAAUGUCGGGGGCCAGCAUUUUGAGUACGUUGUUUGUGUUUUAAAGCCUGGACUGCACAGUUGUCAUGGUUAUUGUAAAUUAGGCUGGGAUAUAGGCUGUAGCACUAGGUCUUCAGUGAAAGAUGGAGCGGAGCACCCAUACCAGGAGUCGACCCCGGGCCGCCUGGGUGAUGUCCAGGAGGAAGCCCAGGUGCCGCUGCAGGUCUUCAUAGAUAAGGUUGCUUUUUUUCCUCCCCCUAGUGGUAGUGUUAGUGAACCUCAGUCCGUCUGUGGUCGUGUGGCAAUGGGCGCGAGGGAUUGUCGGGGAAUUAGGUUAAGUAAGGUUGUGCGCGGAUCUUUUCACCAGGGGGAUAGCAGGUUUAGUUACGGAGGGAUGCAGUGCAUGGCCAUUGCUGCAAGUAGUAUAGCUAAGCAUGUGGUGAAAAGCGUGUUUUCGUGGGAGAGACAAGAGCUCGAUCGCAUUCUGUAUUCCGGCGAUGAAUUUUACAGUAGUUUGCGCAACCUGGGGAUUUUUAGCCAUCCGUCCCAUUUUUUGUCCGUGCCGGAUCUACCUACUAAUGUAGUUAUUGACGAGCAGUUGUUUAGUUUUCAUUUUAGUCAACACCCAGCAUCUGGUGCUGUGGGUGUUGAGCAGGAAAACGGUCCCUUUGUGACUCUGCGUAAUGGAUUAGAGGGAAUUUUCAGUCAGUACAGCAUGUGUCUGCUGACACUGGUCACGUCUACAUCUGCCAUCAUCUGUGAGGAUGGACAGUUCGCUGUGGUCGACAGUCACUCACGUAGUAGCUGUGGCCUGGUCGAUCACAACGGUACCAGUGUAAUACUGCACUUCUCCUGUUUAGAUGACCUGCAUCACUACAUUUGUUGUUUGGCUGACGCUCUCAGUCGAGGGCCCAAGCCUUUUGAGCUGUGUGGCGUUAGGGUUAGUGUAGCUGCAAGUCCAGCGUUGUCUGGAGCUUCUGUAGAGAGUUGCAUCUUUGAGAUGAACACUGCUGCAGCACCUAAGCUUAGUGACAUCAAUGUUUGUGCAACCACCUCAUUGUUUGAGAGUGAUGCAGGUCCUGCUGUGAGCCACGCACAAUCCGGUGUUCCUGUGGAGAGUGGCUUCAUAGAGAUGAGCACUGCUCCGGCACCAGGAUUUAGUAACCUUGACAAAGAUUUUGCAGCCCCAUCUGUGUGUCAGACUGGGGCUGGUGUUGAAGCGAGCCCAGCACUCUCUGGCGCUUCUGUUCUCACUUUAAGUGAAGUUAGCAGUGGCUCAACAGCAGCAUUUGUUGCCACUGAUGGCAAAAAGCGUUUGUUUUUUUCUGGUGAACGCAUGUCAAAACAAUCCAAACGUUUUGAUAGCGUUCUAGUCAACUCUGAUGUAGUGUUUGUCUCUGCAUCUGAGAGUGACAAACUGUUUUUCCGUCCCCUUGGUGAUGACGUUUGUAGGGCUUUGUGUAGUCAAUUAAAAGUAGAUUUUAUGAAAGUCGGUGGUCUGGUGCAUAGAGAGGUGUGCUACUUAGGUGUUCCCUGCCUUAGCGAGAAAAUAGUUCCGGAUGGGAACUGCUUUUUCAGAGCUGUUUCUCAGGCUGUCAGUGGUUCACAGAAGAACCAUCGUAAGAUUAGACUGGCAGCCUGUAGAGAGUUAGAAAAUAAUGAGGCUAAGUAUCGGGGUCUUUUGAGGAGCGAGAUGUCUCUUUUAGAGUACAUCAAGCAGUCCAGGAUGAAGUGUGUCAAGACUUGGGCCACAGAGGUUGAAAUCCAGGCCACUGCGAAUUAUUUAGGCAUUGACAUUUUUUCUUUUCAUGAUGGUCGUUGGCUAAAGUAUCGUUGCAGCAGUAAGUGUUUGUCAGCGGACUGCAUUUACUUGGAGAAUGUCGGGGGCCAGCAUUUUGAGUCUGUUGUUUGUGUUUUAAAGCCUGGACUGCAAAGUUGUCAUGGUUAUUGUAAGUUAGGCAGGGAUAUAGGCCGUAGCACUAGGUCUUCACUUAAAAAUGGAGCGGGGCUGGCAGUAGAUGGGAUAGAUUGUAAAGGUAAAGAUUUUAUAGAGGUUGUAGAGGGUAGUACAAUAAGUAGGGAUUCUAGUGCGACAAAGUAUUUAAAGCGUAAGAAAAGACUGCAGGAUACAUUUAAUUUUAACCGUCGCGAGAGACGUGCCCUGCUUUAUAGGAAAAUGUAUAGUGACGACUUGAAAUUCAGGGAGAGCUAUACAUCACGAAGUGUUGACAAAUACAGAUAUAGCUUUGAGCACAGACAAAGGGUGAAAGCACGCACAGUAGGAAAGUACAGGGAGAAUUUGGGUCACAGGAUCAUGGUUAAAAAACGCAGUGUAGCGAGAUACAGGGCUGACAUUGAACACAGGCAAAGGGUCAAAUACGGGAGUAAAGUGGCGAGUAAAACAAAAUACAUUAAUUUAGAAUACAAGGCCAAAGUUAAAGCACGCAGUGUUGCUAAAUACAGUGACAAUAUUGCCCAUAGAUACUGUGUUAAAGCACGCAGUGUUGCUAAAUACAGUGACAAUAUUGCCCAUAGAUACUGUGUUAAAGCACGCAGUGUUGCUAAAUACAGUGACAAUAUUGCCCAUAGAUACUGUGUUAAAGCACGCAGUAUAGCCAAAUACAGUACAAAUAUUGCGCACAGAGAAAGGGUUAAGUUUGGGAGUAAAGUGGCGAGUAAAAUAAAGUACAUGGACAAUUUAGAACACAGGCAAAGGGUUAAACUAGGCAGCAAAAGGCAGUAUAGUGUUAGUUUAAAACAUAGGCAGCAAGUAAUAGCUAGUGUACAGCUGAGUCGGAAGCAGAGGCUGGAGAGGUCUGUAGAUUUUGGUUUUGUCAUGGAUAGUUUUUUGGAUAAGGUUAGACACGGACCGGAUUUCGUGUGUAGUGUUUGUCAUAGGCUGCAGUUUAAAUAUCAGGUGCUGCGCUGUGAGAGGGAAGUAUAUGCAGCACGUUUAGCAACGGCAGGCAUUGCAAAUAAUUGCAUUAGUGAGCAUUAUCUGCAUAGUUGUGAUGAUAAGUGUGUUGAGCCCUGUCCCAUUGUUGAGUCCAGAGGUCAGUUGUGGAUUUGUUUUACUUGUCAUAGUAAGAUCAGUAAAGGUCAAUUCCCAGCUGAAUGUUGGAACAAUAACUUAGCUGUACACCCCAUUCCUCCAGAACUGGGAUGUCUGAAUAGCUUAGAGCAGCACCUGAUAGCUUUACGCAUCCCUUUUAUGAAGGCGUUGGCGUUGCCUAAGGGUGGUCAGAAUGGUGUACACGGGCCAGUUACUUGUGUUCCGGCCAACAUUGUACAAACCACAAAUGUGUUGCCGCGGUCCAGUACGGAGGGGUCUCUGCUUCAAGUUAAGUUAAAACGGAAAUUAACCUACAAAGGACACUACGAGUAUCAAUUUGUUGACUCGUGGCGUGUCAGGCGUGCUAUAGAGUACUUAAAGAGAACUAAUGUCUUGUAUAAAGACAUUGAGUUCAACGUGGAAUGGUUAAAUGAUUUUUGUAGGGAAGAAGAGGUUGUAGAGGCUGGUCAGGGUAAGCAGGUUGUUGUUGACACACAGUCCAGUGAGGAUGAGGCUGUCGAGCAGGACAUUGGGGUAGAAGAAGAAUCCGAAGACAUAGCACAAGAUGAAAUGUUACAUGACAGACAACAGCACUGCAUGUUUCAGGACACUUGUCUUAUGCCUGUUGAUAUCGGUCAGGAAGCAUUAGAUCAGUAUUUUGCGGAUGUUGUAUGUCUGGCCCCCGCGGAAGGUAAUAGUCCGGUUAGAAUGCUUUCUGACAAAUUAAAUGAGGCGAAGUGUUUCCCUGUGCUGUUUCCGACUAGCACAAAUACAUUCCACACCCGCCGCACGCAUCGCUUAACAUUGUCGCGCUACUUUAAUAAUCGGGUAAUGCACGCCGACGGCCGUUUUGCGCGCAAUGUGGAAUACAUAUUCUUUAGCCAGUAUAUGUCCGAAUUAGACAAAGUGAUAAGUAGUAUUUCGGUCGCCAUGCGUAAAGGUAAGGGGGGUCAGCAUUCUCAGCGGAUUUCCCCGGGCAUGCUCAAAGACGACGAGUCUCUGAAGCGCUUGCUACAGUUCGAUGACGGUUUUCGUUUCCUUCGGCCCAUUCGCGGGACGCCAGCUUUUUGGUCUUCCGUUCAGAAAGACCUUUUGGCUUGUGUCCGCCAAUUGGGGAUUCCUACAUGGUUCUGCUCUUUUUCUUCUGCUGAUUUGCGCUGGCAAAAUCUCCUUGCCAGCAUCCUGAGACAGGAAGGCAGACAGCAGACAGUAGAACAGUUAGAGUGGGCCGAUAGGUGCGAGCUGUUGCGUCGCAACCCGGUCACAGCCGCGAGGAUGUUUGACUACAGGUGGCACUGUUUUUUGAAGGAAGUACUCAUGUCCCCGUCUCAACCAGUUGGCAAGAUUGUAGAUUUCUUUUAUCGCAUUGAGUUCCAGCAGCGUGGGUCCCCCCAUGUUCAUGCGCUGUUUUGGAUUGAGGGAGCUCCCCAAAUUUAUAAAAAC
Messenger RNA from Nerophis lumbriciformis (worm pipefish), 6652 nucleotides. Lineage: Eukaryota; Metazoa; Chordata; Actinopteri; Syngnathiformes; Syngnathidae. The record is from RefSeq and is a predicted model, not a curated record.